Suillus plorans is the source of this 1608-nucleotide messenger RNA. Its product is annotated as glycoside hydrolase family 47 protein. Gene Ontology annotation, cellular component: endoplasmic reticulum; Golgi membrane. The record is from RefSeq and is a predicted model, not a curated record. Gene Ontology annotation, molecular function: mannosyl-oligosaccharide 1,2-alpha-mannosidase activity; calcium ion binding. Lineage: Eukaryota; Fungi; Basidiomycota; Agaricomycetes; Boletales; Suillaceae. The transcript is spliced from 16 exons. Gene Ontology annotation, biological process: N-glycan processing; carbohydrate metabolic process. The coding region runs from base 1 to 1608 and encodes 535 amino acids.
AUGACGUCUUUCAGACGCUGGUUCCUGGCAGUCCUCGCGGCAUCUGUUGUCAAGGCCGAGCCAGUUCAGAAAUCAGACUUGCAACUUCCGCCUAGUGCUUCCAUCCACCAGGCUGCAGUCAAGGAGCUUUUCGUCACGAGCUACGAGGCUUACCAGGAGUACGCCUGGGGGCAUGAUGAUCUGUUGCCCGUUUCAGAGUCAUACUUUGAUGGACGCAACGGAUGGGGCGCUUCUAUUGCCGACGCUAUGGGCACUAUGUGGAUCAUGGGGUUGACGGAUUGGUUUGAACAAGCUGUCAACCACACUGCUAACACCGACUUUGCCAUUUCGCACACUUCCGAUACCGUCAGUCUUUUUGAAACCACCAUUCGUUAUGUUGCAGGUUUUAUAAGUGCGUAUGAACUUAGCGGGGCGCAGUAUCCAGUUCUGGUUGAAAAGGCCCAGGACCUCGCCGAUCAAAUGGCCUAUGCCUGGGUCAGGGAGAAUCAGUCCAUUCCGUAUGGUUUUAUAAACUUUUCGAACCUGCUACCCACUAUCGCCACUUCAAACAUUGCCGAGGCUGGAAGUCUUACCCUGGAGUGGAACCGCCUCAGUCUAUAUACUGGCAAUUCCACGUACCAAACACUGGCUGAGAAAUCUGUGCAGUAUAUGAUCAACAUGCCGACCCCCCUCCCCGGUAUGCCCGCUCAAGGCAUUGACCCAUUGACCGGUGAUCCUGUUGGUGGGUAUGUGACUUGGGGAGGAGGUUCUGACUCUUACUUCGAGUAUCUCAUCAAAUAUGCCCGCCUUACAAAUACCGACGACAACUCGUACGCUGAUGCGUGGUUGACCGCUGCGGAUACUUCCGUGAAAACGCUCCUAAGAUCGUCAACUGUUGAUGACUGGUUGUACCUCGCUGAUUACGACAACGACCAAGUUAUUCGUCACGUGGGGUCCCACCUGGCUUGCUUCUACGGAGGGAACUGGAUUCUAGGCGGCAAGCUCACCAAUAAUGAAACACUGGUUUCUAUCGGUCUUCGACUCACCGAUGCCUGCUGGAACACAUACGCAAGCACUGCCACUGGGAUUGGCCCUGAAGGUUUCGCAUACAUCUCUAGCGACGGAAACUUCACUGGCAACACUGCUCCUAGUCAAGAGCAACUCGAUUUCUAUUAUGCGCAUGGCUUCUAUAUCACCGCUCCCGACUACAUUCUUCGUCCUGAAGUCCUUGAGUCGAACUUCUAUGCUUGGCGUGCGACUGGUGAUCCCAAGUACUUCAACAAUGCAGUUAGUGCCACUGUCAGCUUCAAGAAGUAUUUGCGUACAACUGUUGCAUACACUGGUAUCUACGACGUCGGCAAUGUGAUUUCCGAAAAAAUCGAUGACAUGGAAAGUUUCUGGUUCGCCGAGGUCCUCAAGUACCUUUAUUUGACCUUUGACGACCCCAAUCACAUCUCGCUUGAUGAAUAUGUCUUCAACACAGAAUGCCACAUUUUCAAGGCGCCGCCCGCCAAAUCCCAUUAUGGCUCAGGUUCUGAGCCUCAACCCGUGUCAUCGCAGCCAUUCUCCCCGAUGAGUGCACCCCUACCAGCUGUUUCCCCGAUUCUUGCGCUCCUACGCUCAUUAUAA